AUAAUUUGUGCCCUUUUCCUUUUGUUUUAAUUCUUCAGCUGUCGAAGUGCGAGGGUUUAAGGAAAAAAGACGCCUCUGUAAAUUCCGGCAGCCCGCCGCUCCUUCGCUACUCGAGAUUUGAAUCGGCGGCAGCUAAAGAAGAGAAGAAAAGAUGGGGAAGGUAUCGUAUAUGAAGCUUAAAGGUAGUCAAAACCUAAGGCAACGACUACUUCUAUCAACUCUCGCUUCAACACCGAUUCUAAUCGAGGAUAUUCGUGCCGACGCCACCUGGCCUGGACUCCUUCCUCAUGAGGUCUCGUUUCUCCGCCUUCUCGAGACAAUCUCCGAUGAUUGUCAUGUCGAAAUCAACGAAACUGGGACGAAGUUGAAAUACAAACCUGGGAUAGUGAUGGGUGGGGGAUAUCUGGAGCAUGAUUGUGGAUUGAGUAGAUCAAUUGGCUAUUUUCUGGAACCUUUGAUUGUUCUUGGUUUGUUUGGGAAAAAACCCCUUUCCAUUAAGCUCAAAGGGAUAACAAACGAUCCUAAAGACCCAUCUGUUGAUACAUUCAGAUCAACAACUUUACCUCUAUUAAAACGUUUUGGAGUUCCUUCAGAAGGAUUAGAAUUAAAGAUUGAGAGCCGUGGGGUUGCUCCUAAAGGAGGUGGUGAAGUUACCCUAUCAGUUCCCAUUGUUCACAACAGUUUAAAGGCAGUUACAUGGACUGAUGAAGCUGGUGCACAAGCUGGAAAUUCGCCUGGUUAUGGGAUCUCAUUGGUGGCUGAAACAACAUCUGGAUGUUUUAUAUCUGUGGACACCACAAAUUCUUAUGCUAGAGGUGAUAAUGAUGAUAAUGAGAUGGAUGUUGAUGAAAAGAAAGAACUUAUGCCACCAGAGGAAGUUGGUGAGCAAAUUGCUUCCCUUUUACUUGGGGAGAUCGAGCAAGGUGGUGUCAUAGAUUCUUCACACCAGGGUUUGUUGUUUCUACUUUGUGCAUUGUGUCCACAAGAUGUAUCAAAGAUUCGUGUGGGAAAGCUUGUGCCUUAUGGGAUUGAGACAUUGAGGAAUAUAAGAGAUUUUUUGGGUGUUAAAUUUGUGAUUAAGCCGGACCCCACGACAGGAACAGUCAUGCUUAAAUGCAUUGGAUGUGGAUUGACAAAUUUCAUCCGUAGCUUCAUUCUCCUCUCAAGAACCUUUUCAGUUUGGUGA
Lactuca virosa is the source of this 1186-nucleotide messenger RNA. The record is from the annotation of a GenBank genome assembly. Lineage: Eukaryota; Viridiplantae; Streptophyta; Magnoliopsida; Asterales; Asteraceae.